AUGAAUUGCUGUGAUAAAGUGGGUCACCUGCACUGGUUUGAAUUUCAUGGAUUGAAGGUCAAGUGUUCACAAAUUGAGCCUUUGAAAGUGAUGAUAUCCGGGGCCCCAGCUUCGGGUAAAGGGACUCAGUGUGAGAUGAUUGUUGAGAAGUUUGGAGUGGUUCACAUAUCGACUGGAGAUCUAUUACGAGCUGAAGUAUCAGCUGGCACCGAAAUGGGAAACAAAGCAAAAGAGUACAUGAAUGCUGGUCAACUAGUUCCAGAUGAAAUUGUGACAGCUAUGGUGACAGGACGAUUAUCACAAAAAGAUGCAAAGGAGAAAGGGUGGCUUCUUGAUGGAUACCCACGGAAUUUUCCCCAAGCACAGAGUCUAGAGAAAAUGAAGAUUAGACCAGAUGUUUACAUCAUGCUAGAUGUAUGCCAGUAUUUCUUUUACAUAUGUAAUUGCUUUUCCUUCAAUAUUAUGAAAUUGGUGGAAGGUUACUGA
Molecule: messenger RNA, 486 nt
Organism: Ilex paraguariensis (yerba mate)
Lineage: Eukaryota; Viridiplantae; Streptophyta; Magnoliopsida; Aquifoliales; Aquifoliaceae
Source: the annotation of a GenBank genome assembly